Messenger RNA from Plectropomus leopardus (leopard coralgrouper), 1167 nucleotides. The record is from RefSeq and is a predicted model, not a curated record. NCBI's taxonomy places the organism in Eukaryota, Metazoa, Chordata, Actinopteri, Perciformes, Serranidae.
AUGACCGGACCUGUGGAGGACAACGCCAAGUGUUACCCUCCGCCCAGCGGCGUCUGCCAGUUCCUCAGACUGGAGGAUCUCUUCAAACUGGGAGAGCCGCAUCACCGCAAGGAGCACUACCUGUCUGGAGCCAGAGAGGCUGAUGGGAUGAAUAAAGUGAUUUAUUCAUUUAAAAACAUUGUGGACCGCCUCUUCAUCGGCGCCGCCAUCGACGGGAAGUCGGAAUAUUUCCCGACGCUGUCCAGCAGGAAGAAGCUGGUGGCGGACGAAGAGAGCGUCAACAUGUUCUCUCUGGUCUACCAGGACGAGUUUUUCAUGUCCUCGCAGAUCAAGAUCCCGUCCGACACAUUGUCCCUCUACCCGGCCUUCGACAUCUACUACGUGUACGGCUUCUCCAGCCGCACCUACGUCUACUUCCUGACGCUGCAGCUGGACACGCAGCUGACGCAGAUGGACGCCGGCGGAGAAAAGUUCUUCACCUCCAAAAUCGUCCGGAUGUGUUCCAAUGACACCGAGUUCUACUCGUACGUCGAGUUUCCUCUCGGCUGCACCAAAGACGGCGUGGAGUACCGGCUGGUCCAGGCCGCCUACAAGCAGAAACCGGGGCGGCGCCUGGCGCAGGCGCUCGGCCUGUCGGAGGACGACGAUGUCCUCUUCGUCGUCUUCUCACAGGGUCAGAAGAAUCGCUCCAACCCUCCCAGAGAGACCGUCCUCUGUCUGUUCGGAGAGGAUCCGUUCCUGUUACCGCGGCGAGGGGGUAGGCUCUCGUUACCGUGGUUACUCAACAAGGAGCUGCACUGCAUCCACACGCCGAAACAGAUUGGAGACGAUUUCUGUGGUCUGGUGUUGAACCAGCCACUCGGAGGCCUGAGGGUCAUCGAGGGAAACCCGCUGUACGAGGACCGCACAGAGGGCAUGGGCGCCGUCGCUGCCUACACGUACGGAGAACACACGGUGGUGUUCGUGGGAACCCGGAGCGGACAGCUGAAGAAGGUAGGAGGCCGGGUGGAGGGCUGGAUGGAUGUUUGCUGCUGUUUGGUUUGAGUCUGAGGAGAAAAGCGUUUGGAGCUGCAGUGACAAAAGAAAUGUUUGUGUUUCAAACCGCUGAAUGUGUUUGUGCUGGGGUCUUUUUUGUUUUUUUGGGUGUUUUUUGGCGUGGGAGAGGCA